UUGUUUUUCAUCUUCAGCCAUUGAAAUAUUUCUCCGAAUUUCCUGCGAAUUUUUGUUCAAUCCUCUCUAUUUCUGAUCAUGUCUGAAACAAAAUUCUCAUCUGAAGAAGCAAAGGGACAGCGACAGUGGUGGUCGCACAACGAGACCGCAGCAUUGAUCUCGAUAUUUGGUGAUGAACGAGUAACAUCGAGAUUGCAAGGCACAAGAAAAGACAGCAUCGUAUAUUGUGAAAUGUCUGCUCAGCUGAAGGAAAUGGGGUUUGCAAGAAGUGGUGAGCAAAUGAAAAACAAGAUUAAAAAACUUAUUGAGGCCUACCGUAAAACAAAGACAGUAUUGGCACGCUCAGGUAGUGGGAGGACCAGCACGUGCGAAUUUUUUGACGAGCUUGAUGACAUUCUGGCCGACAGAGCAUCAACCAAGCCAAAGGCCCUGCUGGAUUCUAGAAAACGAUUGAACGAAUACCAGGAAGAAGCUGAGGAUAGCGAUGAAGAAACAUCUAGCCAGAAAUCAUCACUAUCAGACGCUGAAUCGUCUGAUGUCGAAGAUGUAAGCGGCCUAAUCAGCAAGCUAGGUAUGUUGCCUCAUCCCGCUGACCGACUAAGUACCUCUUUGUCCCACCAAAGCAGCUGCUCUUCUUUUGAUCUAAACAGCACCUGGUCAUGUGAUUCUCCUUGUGAGGCAGACAGAGGUCCUUCACCACCGCCAACACGACCACCAAAGAGGAGACGAUCAUUGAAUUUGAGAGAUGUUUCACCAGACAAUGGAGGAUUUAAUUUUGAUCCAUUAACACCUGGACCGCCACGUACUGCUGAUGUUGAAAGUGAUGAUAGGACACCCAAUUCUAAGACUGCAGAUACAUCCAUUCGUAACCCGCCUGAGGUGACCCCAAAAUCGAAAGAAGCUGCUCUGCCAAAUAAAUUACCAGUUAAGGAACAGAAACGAAAGAGAAGUUCUGCAAAGGACUUUAAGGAGGGAGUUGAAAAAUUAAACCGGGAGUUCUUUCACCACCAGAAGGAGGUUGAAAAACGUUUCAUCGCAGCUGAAAAAGAACGCGAAGAGCGUUGGUAUGAAGAAAAGCGAAAACAAGAAGAAAUGCAUAAACAAGACAGACAAGACAGAGACAACAGGAGAAUGCAGCAUGAGCUAAACAUGAUGCAAAUUCUUUUGACAGGAGUGAGGCCACAGACUUCUACCAAUACCAGUAUGCAUCAAUCUCAGUUCCGGCGGCAGACCAACGAUAUGCUGCAGUGCAACAUGAACCAGAACCAUUUCUCCCACUCCCAACCAGAGUCAUACAACAACAAUGAACCAUACCCUGAAACUUUUAUGGAGCAGUUAACAACAAAGUGGUGAAAUCUGCUAACCCAUUCGUUAGUCCUUGUCUGCUGUAUAAACAUAAAAUUUUUGUUUGCUAUGAAAAUCUACAUCUUUAUGUAGUAAAUGCCUCUUCAGAAUAUGUCUGUCAGUGUUUGUAUUCUGGCCUGUGCAUAUAUUUGACAUGUAAAAACGAAAUUAUACAUUUUCCAAUCUAUCUCCGGUAGUUUCUUCUCACAGGACUGGAGUACUGAAAUAAUACAAUGAGUCAUAAUACAAAUAUAGCAAUAAUGGCAGUGUACAGUCGAUACUUCCAACAGUAAACCUUGCUUAACUCGGACGCAUAAUGUUUUUAAAAUUACGCGGUAUCUUAGAAUUAAGGUGAAUUCACAAUGUGUACUGUAGCGUUAAUAUGUUAAUAGUUAAUGCGUUAAUAGUUGUAAUACUAAAUUUUUGUUACUAUUUUAUUAUUUUAUUUAUUAAUCUCUGUGUUAAUAUGAUAAAUAUGUUCACCAAACACAAGUUUUAGUGGGAUAUAUUUGUGGUUACGGUAAGUGGUGUAUAUUGAGUUACGGUAUAUACGGUUAUAUUGAGUUACGGUAAGUGGUGUACACUGAUUGUUAGGAGUGCUAAAGGUUAACAGUUUAUCCCUGUCGUAUAAGUCAAAAAGUCUUCUUAUAUACGCCGCAAUUUACGGUACUUUUUAUGUCAUGUAUUGUCAAAAUAUGUUUAUGUAUUAUGAUAAAUAGAUGUCUCAAAGGGAUUUUUUUGCAAUAAAAGCAAUACAUUAUGGUAUUAAAACCAUUGCUAUUUAUUAUUUGUUUCUGGUGC
This is a messenger RNA of Priapulus caudatus, 2145 nucleotides long. RefSeq names its product PH domain-containing protein DDB_G0287875-like. The transcript is spliced from 6 exons. The record is from RefSeq and is a predicted model, not a curated record. Bases 79 to 1353 code for a protein of 424 amino acids. NCBI's taxonomy places the organism in Eukaryota, Metazoa, Priapulida, Priapulimorpha, Priapulimorphida, Priapulidae.